Messenger RNA from Fusarium odoratissimum NRRL 54006, 1104 nucleotides. RefSeq lists its product as uncharacterized. Bases 1 to 1104 code for a protein of 367 amino acids. NCBI's taxonomy places the organism in Eukaryota, Fungi, Ascomycota, Sordariomycetes, Hypocreales, Nectriaceae. The transcript has 2 exons. The record is from RefSeq and is a predicted model, not a curated record.
AUGAUACUACACACCUCAGCACCCGAAAGCCGCCUCAGGCGUGCCAUACACGCUCUUCCCUUCCUCCUCAUCUCAGCUGUCAUGUCCCGCGCCUUCGCAAUGGCGAAGCCAAUCGGUCCUAUAAUCGAAGGAUCUGUCAAAACCUCCGUCUUUACAGCACAAGACGUGAACGUGCCUAUCAUCAAGAAAUUUUAUGGCGUACCUGUUCUAGAUGAUGUUUUCGCUGUUGUUACAGUUGCCUUUGCGCAUUUGCAGUUCUUUACGAAUGAGGAAGCGUAUUGGCAGCUUUUGGUGUUCUUGACGGACUUUGUGGGGAUGUAUGCUGUUGUGAUGAUCGAGGGAUAUAGACCGGGGAAUACGUUUCCUGUUAUCAAAUACCCUGUUGUAUUUCUGUUUCUGUCCCAGAUGUUUGGCAUAGGCUGUCUUGCACCAAUCUUCUUCUUCUUGUUCUACAUCUUCACGCCUGCUUACAAACUUACAACACCGAGUCUGUAUCGUCCUGGUGUAGCGCCUUGCAUGGCCCUUUUGCCUACGGUUGUGCUGGGAUAUUAUGUCACGCACUUUCCAUCAUUCUUUCACCCUUCUCUUGAGGCGAGGAAUUGGUGGAAUUGGAUUUGGCAGCUGUUUCCUAUCUGGGGGUCCAUCAUCAUGCUUGUGCUAUCGAAGAUCAUUCCUCAACCAAAAGAGCAGACACCAAGGAAAUGGAGGCAAGAGCUUAAUGCCAUUCGACUCACGAUUGGGGUUAUCAGUACCAUAAGCACGAUAACAUGGUGGUAUACCAUUCUCAACAUGGACUCCAGCAUCUUCGAGGUCUUUAUUCCUCAGCACUUUCUCAACACGCCGCAAGAGCCAAUCCUCGGACUCCGAACUGUCAUUCAAUUCGAUUACAUCUGCUGUUACUCAGCUGGCUUUCUGUGGUUGGCGUAUCACUUCAAGGACCUUGAGAAUGUUGGGGUCUGCAGUAUUUCAUGGAUCCGAGCUGGCUGCGCUUCUGUUGUGCUGGGAUGUUUACUUGGACCGGGAACCAUGUUUCCUCUUAUUUGGCUUUUGAGAGAGGAGUUAUUGGUCGCGACACAGCCUGAUGUGAAGAAAUCUGAGAAUUAG